CAUGAUCUUUCAUUGCUCGUGCUCACUCUUUCCUGCGAGCAACUUGGCUGCUUUAGAGCUUUGCUCGAAGGAAAUGGCAGUUUUGUUGUCAACAGUAGCAGUGACCAAGCCAAGAUUGAAGCUUUUUAAUAACAAUGGCAUUACACAAGAAAUAUCUUCAAUCCCAAUUAAUAUUUUCACUGGAUUGAGUUUAGAGAACAAGAAACACAAGAAGAGAUUAUGUUUUGUAAAUUUUGUUGCUAAGAAUCAAACAAGCAUUGAAACAAAACAAAGAGGUCAUGCUAAAAUAGGACCUAGAAGAGGAGGUAAAGACUUAGUUUUGAGUGAAGGAAGAGAAGAAGAUGAGAAUUACGGACCUAUUUGUCCUGGUUGUGGGGUCUUCAUGCAAGAUAAAGACCCAAACCUUCCUGGAUAUUAUAAGAAAAGAGAAGUUAUUGUUGAAAGAGAUGAAGUAGUGGAAGAGGGGGGUGAGGAGGAGUAUGUUGUAGAUGAAUUUGAAGAUGGUUUUGAAGGUGAUGAAGAGAAGUUAGAGGAUGCCGUUGAGGGUAAACUUGAGAAAAGUGAUGGAAAGGAAGGUAAUUUGGAAACAUGGGCCGGUUUUGAUUUGGAUUCUGACGAAUUUGAACCCUUUUUAGAAGAUGAAGAGGGUGAUGAUUCUGACAUGGAUGGUUUUAGUCCAGCUGGGGUUGGAUAUGGUAACAUUACAGAGGAGAUAAUAGAGAAACAAAGGAGGAAAAAGGAGCAGAAAAAGGUGUCCAAAGCAGAGAGGAAGAGGUUGGCUAGGGAGUCUAAGAAGGAAAAGGACGAGGUUACAGUGUGUGCUCGAUGUCAUUCUUUGAGGAAUUAUGGGCAGGUCAAGAACCAAACAGCUGAAAAUUUGAUACCUGAUUUCGAUUUCGAUAGGUUGAUCACAACUAGGUUGAUGAAACCUAGUGGCAGUGGUAAUGUUACUGUUGUUGUUAUGGUUGUUGAUUGUGUUGACUUUGAUGGCUCAUUUCCUAAGCGGGCAGCACAGUCCUUGUUCAAGGCAUUGGAAGGAGUCAAGGAUGACCCUAGAGCUAGUAAAAAGUUGCCUAAGCUUGUUCUCGUGGGUACAAAGGUUGAUCUCCUCCCUUCUCAAAUUUCACCUACCAGAUUAGAUAGAUGGGUUAGGCAACGUGCGAGGGCUGGAGGGGCACCUAAGCUUAGUGGGGUUUACUUAGUUAGUUCUUGUAAGGAUGUGGGUGUGAGAAACUUGUUAUCAUUCAUUAAGGAAUUGGCUGGUCCUCGAGGGAAUGUGUGGGUUAUUGGGGCUCAGAAUGCAGGCAAGUCUACUCUAAUCAAUGCAUUAGCCAAGAAAGGAGGUGCUAAAGUCACAAAGCUUACAGAAGCUCCAGUUCCUGGGACGACAGUUGGAAUUUUGAGAAUUGGAGGGAUUCUAUCAGCUAAGGCAAAGAUGUAUGACACUCCAGGUCUUCUACAUCCAUAUCUAAUGUCCAUGAGAUUGAAUAGGGAUGAGCAGAAAAUGGUUGAAAUACGAAAGGAGCUACAACCUCGAACAUAUAGAGUGAAGGCAGGACAGACAAUACAUGUUGGUGGCUUGUUGCGACUGGAUCUCAAUCAAGCAUCUGUGCAAACAAUCUAUGUCACAGUUUGGGCGUCACCAAAUGUUUCUCUGCACAUGGGGAAGAUGGAAAAUGCUGAUGAGUUUUGGAAGAACCAUUUUGGUGUUCGUUUGCAGCCACCAACUGGCGAAGAUCGAGCUUCUGAGUUAGGAAAAUGGGAAGAGAGGGAAAUCAAAGUAAGUGGAACAAGCUGGGAUGCCAAUAGCAUUGAUAUUUCUAUAGCUGGUUUAGGCUGGUUUUCUGUUGGCCUCAAAGGGGAAGCAACCCUGACUUUGUGGACAUAUAAUGGCAUUGAGAUCACUUUGAGAGAACCUUUGGUCCUUGACCGAGCACCAUUCCUUGAGAGACCUGGAUUUUUGUUGCCUAAGGCAAUAUCCGAUGCUAUUGGCAACCAAACCAAACUAGAAGCCAAAAUUAGGAAAAAGCUUCAAGAAUCGAGUCUGGAUUUUCUAUCCGAGGUUUCUGCUUAAACGGGAAGGAGAUGAUCAAUGUCCCUUUCAAAGUUGCCUGCUCAAGUAGGAAAGAAGAUCAGUUUGUUUCUCUUCCCAAAGCAACUUUUGGAAUGGGAGACGUGUAUUUGAAGGAAAAUGGGUUGAUAGUAAGGUUAACUUCCCAUCUGGGCAAAUCAUGAUUUUGGCAGCCGGGAUUAGUACAGCAAAGAUUGCUUUAGAUGACAGUUUCUUUCUUGACUUGAUGGGUGAAGAGCCAGGGGAACGAAGUGUGAAAAUGUGUCAUUUGGAUCAAAUGUGUAACUUACAAACAAAAUGGUAGCGUUUGCAUAUACAAUAUUAAUACAUUUUUGUUUAUAAAAUAGAGACAUAUUUAGAGUCAAUUGAAUAAUUACAAUUUACAGUCCGUAAAGGGCAUUGUAGCUCAUUGUUCACUCCACACUCCUUGAUCUUGUCAGUGAAUGCAAGUUAGUUUACAUUUUGCUUGUUCGACA
Messenger RNA from Populus nigra (black poplar), 2547 nucleotides. Its product is annotated as GTP-binding protein BRASSINAZOLE INSENSITIVE PALE GREEN 2, chloroplastic. Gene Ontology annotation, cellular component: chloroplast stroma; mitochondrion. The transcript is spliced from 4 exons. The record is from RefSeq and is a predicted model, not a curated record. Bases 2 to 2074 code for a protein of 690 amino acids. Gene Ontology annotation, molecular function: GTP binding. Gene Ontology annotation, biological process: chloroplast rRNA processing; brassinosteroid mediated signaling pathway. NCBI's taxonomy places the organism in Eukaryota, Viridiplantae, Streptophyta, Magnoliopsida, Malpighiales, Salicaceae.